AUGCAAACAAUUGGGUGGAAAGAAGGUCUCGAGGAGUUGAAAUCAAUGUUCCCCGACGUUGACCCACAAGUGAUUGAACAGACACUUCGUGGCAAAAAUGGGCACAUGGAGAAUACAAUUGACGCACUUUUAUCGUACCAAGAAUGUGUGAAAAAGGAAGUAACUGUUGACAGUGACGAGCAACUUGCGAGGCAAAUCCAAGAACGUGAGAUGGGAAUGUACCGCGCGAUGGGCGGGAAGAAGAGCUUAACUGAGUUAGAGAAGGAUUCUCAAAUGAGGUCUGCCGCGAUGAAACAAGACAAAGAAAAGGUUGAAACAAAGCCAACACUCCAGCCACUUGAUCAAUCUCAACACGCUUCAAAACAGCAGAAAAAGCAGAAGUCCAUGUGGGACGAAAUUGGAAAUAGCGUGAAGGGAUGGUUUUCUCAGUCAGAGAGUUAUACUGCACUACCUGAAGACGAAAGUGAAUCGAAAAAAGACCGGUAA
This is a messenger RNA of Entamoeba invadens IP1, 486 nucleotides long. RefSeq lists its product as hypothetical. The coding region runs from base 1 to 486 and encodes 161 amino acids. Lineage: Eukaryota; Evosea; Mastigamoebida; Endamoebidae. The record is from RefSeq and is a predicted model, not a curated record. Gene Ontology annotation, molecular function: ubiquitin binding. The transcript has 4 exons.